This is a messenger RNA of Vicia villosa (hairy vetch), 578 nucleotides long. Its product is annotated as external alternative NAD(P)H-ubiquinone oxidoreductase B1, mitochondrial-like. NCBI's taxonomy places the organism in Eukaryota, Viridiplantae, Streptophyta, Magnoliopsida, Fabales, Fabaceae. Gene Ontology annotation, molecular function: NADH dehydrogenase activity. The transcript is spliced from 4 exons. The coding region runs from base 1 to 432 and encodes 143 amino acids. The record is from RefSeq and is a predicted model, not a curated record.
AUGCCUUUCACAGGUUUGAAAGAAGUUCCGAAGUCUGAAUUCAUUGCAAGCGCCCUUUCUGUUGCAGAAUCACAAGUGAAAACUCUUCCAGCAACUGCACAGGUUGCUGCACAACAAGGUGCAUAUCUAGCUAGUUGCUUUAACCGCAAUGAUGAAUGUAAAGAGCAUCCAGAAGGACCUCGACGAUUUACAGAAUCUGGACAUCAUCGGUUUCUUCCCUUCCGGUAUAAGCAUUUUGGGCAAUUUGCUCCACUUGGCGGGGAGCAGGCAGCAGCAGAACUUCCUGGAGACUGGGUUUCCAUUGGUCACAACACUCAGUGGCUUUGGUAUUCUGUAUAUGCAAGCAAGCAAGUGAGCUGGCGCACACGGUAUUUGGUCGUGUCUGAUUGGACUAGAAGAUUCGUAUUCGGGAGGGACUCAAGUCGAGUUUAAUUUGACCAACAAACAGAAUAAACGUGUGAAUUAUUGUGUCUUGUUGUUUCUCUGUUAAUUCUUGCACCUAAUACUUCAUGUAUAGUGAUCUCAAUUCUUGAUUUGAAACAGUUUGAGAAAGAAUUACCACCAACGUUAUUUGGACA